This is a messenger RNA of Saccoglossus kowalevskii, 564 nucleotides long. RefSeq names its product nuclear speckle splicing regulatory protein 1-like. The record is from RefSeq and is a predicted model, not a curated record. NCBI's taxonomy places the organism in Eukaryota, Metazoa, Hemichordata, Enteropneusta, Harrimaniidae.
AUGAAAUCAAAGUACAAAAGGAGAAGACAGUCAUCAGAUUUGGACAGUGAUGAUGGGGACAGAGAUAAAAAACAGAAGAAACAUUCUGAGGGCGAGAGCUGUCAGGAUAAGAAAGAACAUCGGCAUAUUAGAGGUGACAAUUUUAUGAGAAAUCAAGACAGAGAGUAUUCGCAUAGAAGGGAUCAAGGGCAACAUUCGCAUGCAGGCAAAUCGGGUAAAGAAUUCUCCCAUAGAAAGAGGGGAAGAGAUUCAGAAGAUGAUGUAAAAGAUCGGCGUCACAGACAUGAUGCUGAAAGUGACAGACCUAGAGACAUGAAAGAUCAUCAUCACAGACGAAUUUCUGAUGAAAAAGGAACACUGGACGUGAAAGAACUUCACCACAGAAGAGAUUCAGAAGGGUAUAAAAGUCAUGAAAAGAAAGAAUAUCACCAAAGAAGAGACUCUGGAGAAUAUGGAGGUCCACGCAGAUGGGAAAACGAGAAAUAUGAGGAUGUUAGAAAGAGAAACAAACAUGAAACUGACAGAUAUACUCAUCAUGAUAGACACAGUAAACAUCAUAGAUAA